AUGCGGCGACGGCGACGGCGACAACGAGUGGAGGAGAUGAAGCGGAGGCAACUCGAGGGCCUCCUAGGGGGCCUGGUCCAGUUCUCCCCCGCCGCCUCCUCUGCUCGAUUUGGCCUCCAAAAAAAGGCAGGCGAUGCUCUGAUUCAGCUGUAUACUCAUUUCAUCUCUGAUUUUGAGGUCAAGAUCAACCUUCUUAAAUCUUCUCACUUCGCGGUAGUAGUUUCACGCCAGUAUUCAGAUAAAGAUGCUGGUAUAAGCUAUCUCGAAGGCGUAAUUUCGAAGCUGCGUGAUACCAAGGAAUCACGGGUUGAAGAGCCCAUUCUGUAUGUGAAGAUGCAGAUUGCAAGUUUUCUUCUUGAGAAAGGGAAUCAAAAGGAGUGUAAGAAACUGGUAGACGAGGGUAAAACCACUUUGGAUAGCAUGGGCGAUGUUGAUCCUUCAGUACAUUCAACCUAUUAUUCAUUAUGUUCUCAGUACCAUAAAGUGUGUCAAGACAAUUCUGAAUUUUAUAAAAAUGCUCUUCUCUAUCUUGCAUACACAACAGUGGAGUCACUUUUAGAACCAUUCAGACAGAACCUGGCAUUUGACCUCUCACUUGCUGCUUUAUUGGGUGACAACAUAUACAACAUCGGGGAGUUGCUUGCCCAUCCAAUUGUCCAUCCAUCCAUGUAUGCCUUUCCUUGUAUGCCUGAAUUUUUUCAAGGGAUCGGUGGCAGCGAGAUCCACGAGGAGCACGAGGCGGUGCAGCAAGAUGGACAAAGACGGUGUGGCAGCGGGGUGGGCAAGAAGAUGAGGGGAUUGAGGAGAGGGUGGAGGCAACGACAGUUUGCAACAAAUAAACAUCUAUCAUUGGUUGCAGGUAAACCUGUGAAUAGUUUGGUCUAG
Triticum turgidum subsp. durum (durum wheat) is the source of this 885-nucleotide messenger RNA. Lineage: Eukaryota; Viridiplantae; Streptophyta; Magnoliopsida; Poales; Poaceae. The record is from the annotation of a GenBank genome assembly.